AGGACAAGGCCACGUGACAGUUUCUCAUAAAAUAUUUCAGUGGUUCAAUGUGCACCCCGGGUUCACAAUGCAUGUCUCAUGAUGGUUAUAAUGCGCUGUUUAUAAUGGAUGAGUGCUGGCAAAAGGUGUGACACACACCGGAGCCCAUACUAUAAAGGAUAAGAUGCUGGAUGUAAAGCAUCUCCUAGCCAGCAGAAGUCAACUACCCUGCAGUAUAAAGACAUGGCAUUGGUUCUGUUUUGCUUUGUGUUGCUGUGCUGGGCAGCUGGGCAGUGUCAUGCCAGCUGUGCCCUGGAGAACAUCACGAUAGGGAUAGAGAAAGACGGCUGCGGAAACUGUGUGUCUGUCAACACCACCUCCUGUGCCGGGAGGUGCCUUACGCAGGCCGAUGUGUACAAGAGCUCAAUAUCACUCUACACCCAGCUGGUUUGCACCUUUAAAGAGAUCUCCUACGUAACAGUGCAGCUGCCCAACUGCCCCGAACACGUGGACCCUUUUUACACCUACCCCGUGGCGCUCAGCUGUGAGUGUGGCCAGUGUGCCACGGACUACACUGACUGUGGCACCCUAAGCCUAGGACCCUCCGACUGCUUCAGCCAGGAGGACUAGAACGGAAAAUGCACCGUUAUAUGAUUAGUACCCUGCUGGUACACCUCCCUCUACUGUGUGACUGUGCUCUAAUUCUCUUCCCCUGCAUUGUAAAGUCAUGCAGUUUAGAACCUUUCCCUUGUUUUACUCUAUUAUGAUUAAUCAGCUCAAAAACUGGUUUCCAGUUUCGUAAUGAUUUUGCUUGACAACGCUAAGAAAAUUAAAGGGGUUAACUGUCCCUUUUUUUAUGAAAUCACAAAUAUCUUUUGCAUGGUAUGUGCUGAGUAUCUCUUUUGAUGAUAUAAACAAUGGAUCUGGAUUUCUGUAGUAUACUACUAUAAGAUAGAGAGUGUUUUGGACAGUGCUAUAUACUACAGUAGUGCAUGAUAAACCAUGGUAAGCAAUGGUAAAUGCAUAAUAUAAUCAUGGGAAAGCUGAGGUGGUUGAGAAUGACAACAUUUGACUGGGAAUGUCUUCCCUUAGACAGCUCUUGCAGUGAUUGGGGGAGUCCUUCCCAUUUGAAAUAUGUAGGAUCUUUUGAGAAGAAUAUGGAUUCAAUCUGUACUGUUAGUAUUUUUAGACUGCACAUUGAGAACAAUUUGAAAACAAUAUGCUGUUAUAUGUAUUAAA
Acipenser ruthenus (sterlet) is the source of this 1218-nucleotide messenger RNA. Its product is annotated as gonadotropin subunit beta-1. The coding region runs from base 223 to 609 and encodes 128 amino acids. NCBI's taxonomy places the organism in Eukaryota, Metazoa, Chordata, Actinopteri, Acipenseriformes, Acipenseridae. Gene Ontology annotation, biological process: G protein-coupled receptor signaling pathway. Gene Ontology annotation, molecular function: hormone activity. The record is from RefSeq and is a predicted model, not a curated record. The transcript has 4 exons. Gene Ontology annotation, cellular component: extracellular region; cytoplasm.